AUGGAGAAUGUUGUAGUGUUGAUUGUUGGCGCUGGGCCAGCAGGCCUUGCAACAGCAGCAUGCCUUAGCCAGUUCUCAAUUCCCUAUGUCAUUGUCGAUCAUGAAAGUUGCAGCGCGUCGCUUUGGCGCAACCGCGCCUACGAUCGCCUCAAGCUGCAUCUUGCAAAGGAGUUCUGUGAGUUGCCACACAUGUCAUACCCACUAGAUGCGCCAACAUACAUACCAAAAACCUUGUUUGUGAAGUACUUGGAUAACUAUGUUGAGCGUUUCAAUAUUCGACCCAAGUAUCUCACUAGUGUGGAGACAUCCACAUUUGACAAUGACGGAAAAUGUUGGUCCAUCGUGAUUCAUGUAAUGACAAAGGAAUUAAUCCGGUUGGGGAUGAGACUUGCUCUCCGUCUCCCAUUGAAUCUAGUGGAUAACCUCCUUGUGAUGGCGGCAAAUUUCAUAUUUGGUGAUCUAUCGAGGUAUGGCAUCAGAAGGCCAAAAGUGGGUCCAAUGAUCCUCAAGUCAGAGACCGGCCGAUCCGCUGUUAUUGAUGUUGGCACUGUUGGGUUAAUCAAAAAAGGUAUCAUCAAAGUACAGGGGAGCAUUAGUGAGAUCAUGGACGAUAUAGUUGUAUUUCAGUGCGGUAAAAAGAUAUCAUUUGACGCGAUUGUGUUUGCAACUGGAUACAAAAGCACAACAAAUAUAUGGCUCAAGAAUGGUGAGAGCAUGUUAAAUGGCAAUGGACUGCCCAUCAAAGAAUAUCCGAAUCAUUGGAAAGGUGGAAAUGGGCUCUACUGUGCUGGGUUAGGAAGGAGAGGAUUGGCUGGUAUUGCAGCAGAUGCCAAGAAUAUCGCCAAUGACAUCAUAUCAGUGAUAGGUGCUAUGUCUGGGUAA
Triticum turgidum subsp. durum (durum wheat) is the source of this 882-nucleotide messenger RNA. NCBI's taxonomy places the organism in Eukaryota, Viridiplantae, Streptophyta, Magnoliopsida, Poales, Poaceae. The record is from the annotation of a GenBank genome assembly.